AAUUAUUAUGCAAGAUUAUUUCUCUUUCUUCUUCUCAACGGAUAAUUCACUCUUUCUUUCGAGUUUUCCGAUCGUUUUUAAUUUAUCGUAGUUGCGUGGAAUCCUGGAGUUUCCCAAUUUGCAAAAUUGUGACAAGUUUUAUUGGGGAUGCUGUCACAUCGGAAAGAUUUUUAAUUUAACUGAUUUAUAACUCAAAAAAGCAUUAAACUAAAUUAGGUUCUUUUAAACAGAAAAUUGAGCUAACUGUUUGUUAAAAUUGAGGAUAAUUUAUGUUCUGUCCACAUCAAAUUUUUAGCUCAUUAGCUCAGGACUAAUGUAAUUUAAUUUACCAAACUUGUAUCUUGUUUUUCAAUUUCUAUAUGUAUUUUUGGGUUUAAUUGGGGAUCUUACUCAUCACAAAAUACAAGAAUAGUAACUCAUAACAGAGGUUUUGGUACUGCUUUGGAUUCUUGUGAUCGUGGAUUCUAUUAAUUUUACACAACUGUUUUUGCACUGUUACGGCAAGCUUUUUUUUUUAUUAAUUUAUUAUUAUUAUUAUUAUUACUCACUGUAUUGGUUCAUGUCAUCACAUGUAUCUGUUUCCUCCAAUGCUGUUAACAGAGGUUGCCAUUUUGUUUCUUCUUGUACUAUCUAUUUUGAGAAGCUUACAAAUUUUCCAAUCUAUAAUUUGAAAAUCAUUGCAAAGGGCACUGGCUGAAAAUACCACAUGAUCUACUUUGGCAUAUGAUUAAUAUUUAAGACAAAGAGAUUGCUUAAGUAAAGAUCUUACUUCUGCUUUAAGUCUUUGAAAGUGGGGUCAAAGAUGAGCUUCACUUGGGAUGCAAUGAGUGUGAAACCACCUGGAAAUGUUAAUCUAGUAAGUCAGUCCUCCAUAUACUCUCUCACUUUUGAUGAGUUACAGAACACCAUUGGUGGAAUUGGUAAAGAUUUUAUUGGAUCAAUGAACAUGGAUGAACUCUUGAAAAACAUAUGGACAGUUGAAGAGACUCAGGCUUUGACUUCUUCAGCUGGUGGAGGUGGAGAAGUUGGAGAAGGACUUAACCCAUGUGGUAAUUUGCAAAGACAAGGUUCCUUAACAUUGCCAAGGACACUUAGUCAGAAAAAAGUUGACGAGGUUUGGAGGGAUUUGAUGAAAGAUAAUAAUGAUGGGGCCAGAGAUAAUAGUGGUUCAUAUAUGCCUCAAAGACAACCAACAUUAGGAGAAGUGACAUUGGAAGAGUUUUUGGUGAGAGCUGGUGUUGUGAGAGAAGAUACUCCUCAGGCUCAACAAAUUGAAAGACCAAAUAAUAAUGGAUGGUUUAGUGACUUUUCUAGAUCAAACAAUAACACCAAUCUACUUGGCUUUCAACAACCAAAUGGAAAUAACGGUGAUUUGAGUGACAAUAACUUAGUUCCUAAACACCUUCCUCUUCAUCAAUCUCAAAGGCCGCCACCUCUUUUCCCAAAACCUACAAAUGUAGCAUUUGCUGCUCAUAUUCAUUUGUUAAACAAUGCUCAACUUGGUAACCCUGGCAGAAGGGGAGGGAUGACUGGAGUUCAAGAGCAUUCAAUGAAUGGUGUUGGAAUGCUUGGUUUAGCUGCGGCAAAUGUCACAGCUCCUGUUGCUUCUCCGGGAAGUAAAAUGUCGCCGGAUGAAAUUGCAAAGCAUAAUGUAGAUUCUUCUACACUGUCACCAGUUCCUUAUGUAAUCAACAGAGGGAGGAAAUUUGGUUCUGUAGAUAAAGUUGUUGAAAGGAGACAAAGGAGAAUGAUAAAGAAUAGAGAAUCAGCUGCUAGGUCACGGGCUCGCAAGCAGGCCUACACCGUUGAACUAGAGGCUGAAGUUGCAAAACUUAAGGAAGUAAACGAGGAAUUGCAAAGAAAGCAGGCAGAGUUUGUGGAAAUGCAGAAAAAUAAGGAGGACCUGCUUAGGGCAAAUAAAAUAAAAUACUUGAGAAGGACACUUACAGGUCCGUGGUAGAUUAUGUGAGUUGUUUGGUCUAAAGUGAAAGCUUGUAGGAAGGAAGGCAUUGUUAUGUCAUAUGGAGAGGAGUUAUGUACUUUAUGUAUGUAAGAUGUGAUGUGAAGUAACUAAAGUUCAACACUAGACAGGAUGGUAGCUUUCGUAUAUAUGUAAUUAUGUAUUAGGUACUAGGAGUGUUGAGUUGUAAAUUAAAGUAUUAAACUUGCAUUUUGUGUAAUAAACUAUUUUAUUUUCUCGAAUGUCAUUUUCUUUUGUAAGUAUAUGAUGAUCAGACUAGCCUAUUGUUACCUGUUGGACUGUCUAUCUUUCUCA
Molecule: messenger RNA, 2275 nt
Organism: Cicer arietinum (chickpea)
Lineage: Eukaryota; Viridiplantae; Streptophyta; Magnoliopsida; Fabales; Fabaceae
Source: RefSeq, a predicted model, not a curated record